CUUCGUUAGAGUCCCACCAAUCUUUCUCGGCCUCUCCCACUCUCUUUCUCUCUCUCUCUCUCUCUUUCUCUCACUGCAAUUUCUCCAGUUCCUUCGGCUUUCACUGAGAGAUCGAAAUGGCGAGAACGAAGCAAACUGCAAGAAAAUCCACCGGAGGAAAAGCUCCCCGUAAGCAACUCGCAACCAAGGCAGCUCGUAAAUCUGCCCCAGCGACCGGAGGAGUGAAGAAGCCUCACAGAUUCAGGCCUGGAACAGUUGCGCUUCGUGAGAUAAGAAAGUAUCAGAAGAGUACUGAGUUGCUGAUCCGUAAGCUGCCCUUUCAACGUCUGGUUCGUGAGAUUGCUCAGGAUUUCAAGACCGAUCUCCGAUUCCAGAGCAGUGCUGUCUCUGCUCUCCAAGAGGCCGCUGAGGCAUACCUUGUGGGUCUCUUUGAGGAUACUAACCUCUGUGCUAUACAUGGUAAGAGAGUUACUAUAAUGCCCAAGGAUAUCCAACUCGCUCGUAGGAUUCGUGGUGAAAGGGCUUAGUGAUUGAUGCCAUUGUUGAUUCUCUGCUUCAUCUUGAUCUUUUGGUUAUUGUAGUGGUGUAAA
Molecule: messenger RNA, 590 nt
Organism: Macadamia integrifolia
Lineage: Eukaryota; Viridiplantae; Streptophyta; Magnoliopsida; Proteales; Proteaceae
Product: histone H3.2-like
Exons: 1
Coding region: 117-527 (136 amino acids)
Cellular component (GO): nucleosome
Molecular function (GO): protein heterodimerization activity; DNA binding; structural constituent of chromatin
Source: RefSeq, a predicted model, not a curated record